This is a messenger RNA of Chelonia mydas (Green sea turtle), 6787 nucleotides long. RefSeq names its product Fc receptor-like protein 5. NCBI's taxonomy places the organism in Eukaryota, Metazoa, Chordata, Testudines, Cheloniidae. The transcript is spliced from 9 exons. The coding region runs from base 3750 to 4877 and encodes 375 amino acids. The record is from RefSeq and is a predicted model, not a curated record. Gene Ontology annotation, biological process: cell surface receptor signaling pathway. Gene Ontology annotation, molecular function: transmembrane signaling receptor activity.
GCUCGGGGACUGGAGAGACACCGGUUCCUUGUGCGCAGGGCGUGCGGAGGGGAGCUGGCCUUUUCCCACAGCUGACGCUGGUGGGAGGGGCUGGAGCAACAGCCCCAGGUAACUCACACCUCCAGGGGUGGGCUAGGGACUCAGCGGGGCUAAAGGAACCUAAGGUGAGUUAAACUGGUUUACACCAGCUGGGGAUCUGGGCCCAUUGAGCCCAGCUGGGGAUCUUCCCCUUUGAGUCCAAUGGAGCUAUGUCCCACUGACCCCAGCUCAGGAUCUCGCUCAUUCAUGGCGAUGACUCUAAAACCAGCCCUCUGGUCCUGUUGUGGCCCUGGGGGUGUGUUUUAAACUAACAUUUAGAGGUUCUGUGCCUCUGUCACGGACUCACAGGACUCGUGCUCUCUCGGCUCCGUGCGGUCCCUGGGAGGAACCUCCUUCAGAAUCACAGCCCUUCUCGGGGGUCCACUCUCUCUUGGGGGUUAAGCCCCUCUGCCUCCUGGAACCUCACCUCUCUGAGCCCUCAGCGUGCCUGCCGUGGGCGCCCUCAGGGAGUCCCCUCGCUCUGGCCCCCCGGGGCCUCCACGCCCAGAGGGAAUAAUGCCACCCUCAUCUCUAGACUGGAGUGACUCUCAGCCAGCAUAAAGCAGAAGGGUUUAUCGAGCAUCUGAACACAACUUAGGAAACUCUCCAGGCCCUCAGGCCUAGCAACCCUCAGCACAUUUAGGGUCUCUCCUGCAUCCAGAGGGGCUCUGGCUGCUCUCUUUCCCCAGUCCAACAGCCCCCUCCUUCCAGCUGGGCAUCCAAUAUCACUUUCCCCCAAGCCUUGCCUCUGACCUUUAUCUUUUGUCCCAGGUAAACAGGUUGCCUGGGCCUCCUCUCCUCUCCUCUCAGCCUCUCCUCUCAUCUCAUCCAUCCUUUGUUUCCCCACUGGCUGGAUCCAGCUGGUCGGGUCACCGGGGUCCUCUCUCCACAGCCCAUUGUCCUCCCACUGGCCAGAACCAGCUGUGACUUCUGAGCUGAGCCUCGCAGUCACCAGGUCACCGGUCGCUGGGGUCUCCAUUCUCCAGGCUGAUGUCCAGGGUCCCUAAUGCCACUACUGGCCCUCUGUAACACCAAACUCCCUGUCCCAGCACCCCGUGAAACCAGUAAUACACAGGGAAACAGAGUCCCACACAUCACUGAAAAAACAAGCAAAGCCCCAGCUUCGUCACGUCUCUCCCUGCUCUGAGUCGGAACCGUAGAAAACUCUGCCUGAUGAACUUUCAGAGAAAGAAAUGGAGUGUCUCAGGGAUGGAGGGUGCCAGAGACUUUCAUUGUUGUCCUUGUGGGCUCUGCCUGGGAGCCUGUUGCAGACCGUGGAGGACACAAACACCAGGAGCCAUGAAGGGUCAUUAACCCUCCGGGCUCCAUUUCACACCAUGUCCUGCCUCGUGAGCUCCGAUCUCUCAUGCUCAGCAAGGUUGGGCGACCCCAACCACGUUCAAUGCAUUGCCCUUGGGGCACGGUGCUGCAGGGAGCAGGGCGGGGGCUCAACAGGGGCACUUUUCCCCUGCACCUCCCUGCACCCCAACCCUGCACCAUGCUCAUAUACUAACCAACAGGAGACAAGGUCCGCCCUUUGUGGCAUCCAUUGGUUGCUGGUUCCACUUGUGAUUCUCCUCUCUUGUGCAGCUCGCAGCUUCCUCUGGGUCCAGGAGCUGGCGGUAGGUGGCUCCUUCUGCCUCACCAACAGCCUCAUCUUCUUCGUCUCCUGCUUCUGGCUUGUUCUGGGAAGGCGGUACCUUCAUUCUAUGCCUUGGACUCUCUCCACAAGGUGACCCAUUUGGGCUGCAAUCGCUCCCCUGGAAUUUCAGCCUGGAGGGGGAGGCUCUGGUGGAAGGUCCAAGAGUGAGAUCUGAGAAACCUCCACAGGAUGUGAAAGGGUUUUAGGCACCAUGAAUGCUCCAGCAACCUACCGAAGUGCAUCCCCAUCAGGGCUGGGGCACAGCUGCUGUUUCAUAGCUCAAACCCAGCAGUGAUUUGUUCUCUCAAGAUGGAGCCUUCCAGCCGCAUCACUUUAAAGAUGCUCCCGUGUGGGGAUAAACAAAAAGGCCAGUAAACUAAACCCACAUAAACAUAAUUCUCCAUCUCUCCCCAGGCUCCCCCACCCCUGCAUCCCCUUCAUCCCACCCUAAAUCCAAAGCAGGACCAAGGGCCUGGCUUCAGAGUCAUCACUGUGAAUGAGCGAGAUCCUCAGCUGGGGUCAAUGGCCCAGAUCCCUGGCUGAGGUCAAUGGCCCAUAGCUCCCCAGUGGGUGUAAACCAAUGUAACGCAAAGAAGGGUCCUUUACACGACCUGAGACCCUGGGGCAGCCUGGGAAGAUCCAGCCCCUUGGGGCUGCUGCUCCAGCCCCACCCACCCGCAAUGCGUUGAAGUACAAAAGCCAGUGCAAGGCUUGGAGAUGGUGGCGGGAAGUGGUCAACUGCCCUCAGCCCCUCCUUACCUGAGAUGCUGCUGCCUGUCCGGCCGCCCAGCUGAGCAGUGACUGCAAAUGAGGCUGUGCCUUCCUCUGCCUCCAUCAGAGGGGAGGGGCCCCGCCCCCUCCUUGCACCCAGAUGGGGCCGGUGGCUGAACUGAGAACCCAGCUCCCAGGCCAGAUCGAUCAGCUCAGCAUGGCGCUAACUCUCCUUCUGCCUCUGCUGGGUAAGUGACCUCCCUCGGCCCUCACCCCUCUGUCUGGAGACUCCUCCUCCACCCUGCCCCACAUCCCUCCAUCCCACUUGGCCCCAUCCCCUCCCCAGAGCUCUCUCCUCUUCUCUUCUCUUCUCUUCUCUUCCAGCCUCUCUCCAGAUUCUCCCCAGGCUGGUGUCUCCUGCAGGUAACGAUGUCUCCUGUCCUUGCUGAGAUGCUUGUGGUGGGGGGUGGGGAUCCCCCUCCUCUCACACUCUGAUGUUUGGGAUUCAAAGGAAAGGGAGAUUCCCAGGUGCCCCGUGUCAUCCCCCUAGGUGGGUCAGGCCACCCCUUUCACAGGCAUUUCCCAUGGAUCCAGCCCCAGGAGCAGCAACUCCAGUCCAGACCCAUGUCCAAUGGGGUGGAAGAGCUACCCCAGCUGAUGCCUCCCUGGGGGUCCCUUUGGUGGGUCCCAGUGCAGGCCGCAGGGGAGAAGAUGCCCCCGUCUCCAUGGGUGCUACCCAGCCUCUUAUUGGCAGCCUCAGCAGAGAGAGCGAGGGAUGAACAGCCAAGGAGACUGAUCACCCACCUCCCCAUUACACUCAGUCCCCCUAGGCAGGGCCCACCAGGAUGGGGCUGUGUUUGGAGGGGGGAGCUCUCUCUGUUCCCCGGCUCUCUGCUCCCACACAAGACUCAGGGCCAGGGGCACAGACCCAGCACCCCCCAGCGGGACAUUAAAAGCAGGUCCUGCCAAGACUCCAGAGGAAACAUGCCCCCCUCCCAGUUCCCCAGCUCACUGUGUCCCCGCAGCAGCCCGUCUACACAACUGGAGAAGCUGUGACCCUGAAGUUCUCAGGUGUCGGGGCGUCCACCAUGUUCGGGAUCAGGUUCUUCAGGGACAGGCAGAAAAUCUCACCAAGGAACUCCCCUCACUUCCGUACUGUUACAUCAAUUUGACUCUGCUGUCGGGGCUAUCUGGAUUACAUGCCGGAGUAUACAGAUGUGAUUACUGGAAGACAGAGUCUGGGCGAGUGAUCCCAUUGGAGAGAAGCUGACCUGUCUCCAUAGAUGUGACAGAGGCUGUGGAACUAAAAGAGAACAAGAUGAGAAUAGAGCUGAAGUGGGGAGAUAUCAUGAGGCAAUGCCUAGCUGCAAUGUGCAGCCUUGAGAAAGAAGAAGCCUCUCUCCAGAUACUCCUCAGACCGGUGUACCCCUCAGAUCUCUCGCCGGCCCCCAAACUCUUGCGGGAGUACUGGUACACAGUGUAUCUCGCAGGGGAGCAGGUUAACCUCACAUGCUCGGCUCCUGGGCAUGAGGAGGUUUCAGGAUACAGAUUCUUCUAUCACAAAGGGCAGCAGGACCCUAGCGUAGUCCUCAACCCUAAUGCUGGAGCCCGGCUGGAGUUCACAGCAGAAAAGGGAAAUGCUGGGUCAUACAGCUGUGCGUACUGGAGAUUGGAAUCCAAUCAAGAGAUCUCAUCUAGGAACAGUAGCUCCGUCUCCAUAAUAGUGACAGACCCUCCACCACCCCCCACCCUCUCUCUCCACCCCCUGCACCCCAUCUAUAUCCUAGGGGAGUCGGUAAUGCUGAGGUGCUCAGCUCCCUUUGGAGAGGAAGUGAAGAGAUACAGGUUCUUCAAUCAAAGAGGGGAGCGGAUCUCCAAAGAAGACUUCAGCCAGGGCACCUGGCUGAUCACCACGACUUACGCAGCAGACAGCAAGGCAUACACCUGUCUGUACUGGAGACUAGAGCAUGGGCGACAGAUCCCGUCCAAAAUGAGCCCUCCGGUCCCAGUGCCUGUGAUGGACACCCUUCCACAGCCGGUGCUGGGCAUGUAUCCUCUGUCUGGAGCAGUGAGUGAAGGGCUCCCCCUGUUCAUCACCUGCAUGGCCCCCAGGGAUGCCGGCAAGCAGAUGUUUCAUUUCUACAACGACGGAGCCAAGAUCUUUCCCGGGGACGUUGGAUCUGAGGUGAACACCACAGAGUCCAGGACGUGCUCUAUGAACAUCUCUGUGCUCAGCAUCCUGUGGUCUGGUUCCAACAACACUGGAGAAUUCACCUGCGAGUAUGAGGAGAAUGUGAGUGGGAGGUGGAUCCUGUCCCCAAGGAGCUGGGCCGUGAAUGUCACAGUAUCAGCUCACAGCUUCCUCUGGGUCCAGGAGCUGGUAGUGGGUGGCUCCUUCUUCCUCAUCAAUGGCCUCAUCUUCCUCGUCUCUCACUGCUGCUUCUAGAUCCAGUUACCAAUCCAUGAGGGCACCUUCCCUCUUAUCCUGUAACAGCUUACUUUGCUUAAGGGCCUUUGGCAAGGGACCUUGUCAAAGGCUUUCUGAAAUUCUACAAAGCCAUCAAGCCACCAAGGACAGGAGGUAAGGACUCAGCUAUCAGCAGGGAGUUCAAGCGGCUCCCCCAGGAGACUUUCCUGCUUCUUGAUGCAGCAUCAGUGAACUUAAAGGAACAUGCUCUCAGGCACGAUAGAGAGAGGGGCAGUGAACCUCCAAGUUAUCGUCCCCCUAAGAAGACAGGGGAAACCAGUGCCCCAAAGUUUGAUGGAAGAUUAUGACUGAGAGCCAGUUGGCCAGGCUGGACCAAGCAUAAUCGGAGGGCAAAACCAUCUUGAAUGCAGACCGUGCCUUGCUACAUCGAGUUUUAGUCUUUCAGCUGCGUGUUUUCACAGUGAUUUUCUUGUAAUCAUUUUUCCCUUGGAUUCUUUUCACUUGGCAUCAUUUAACCCAUGGGCUGUUGUUAAUAAAUUUGCUUCAUUUUAAUCUAAACCAACCCAGGACUGGGUUUGAAUUCAAGUCACUGGUAACUCGAGUUAACGUGGCGAGCAGCUGUGGAUUGUCUCUUUAAAGGAGCAAGUGACCCUUAUUAUUGGUCUGGAUGCUCCAGGAGAGGGCUGGACAUUUCCAGGAAGAUGGUUUGGGGGGGAAAUUUGUACCGGGGGUGGGAGGUGUUGGCAUCCCUUGGCUAGUAGUAACCAAGACUUGUAGAGACCAGAGCAUGGUGAGAGGUACCAAGCAGGCUGCUGGAGUCGGCAUUCCUAAACCAGGGCUGUUGAUCGCAGAUGCUCCGUACACGCUUGUCUGCUGGCAGGGAGCAUCCAGACAGGGAGCUGCAGGAGCUGAGCAUUUCAAGGCACCAAAGGUUAUGGGGCAGAAGGUUCUGAUUCAAACCCCAAAAGAUGGCACCCAGCACUUUAUGCAGUCCCCCUGCAGUGGGGCAUAGUGACUUUUGCACAAUGUCAGCGAGCAGUGAUCCCAGCCACCAUCCAACCUCCCCCAGUGUAGGACACUGCAGCUGUUAUACAAAGGCAUGGAACUGACAUCCAUGAACUCAGCAGAGCAAGAUUUACGUGCCCAGUCGAAGCGGAGGUGGGAAUUUUGGGGACAAGGAUUGUGCAUGUUAAGAGCCAGUAUUUGGGUACUUAAUGACCGGGCAGGUCAUUCGCUUCAAUGCACACCUUCCAUGAGAUGACAAAUCCAGCAGCAUGAUGCACGCUAAGGAGACACUCAUGCCCCUUCCUAACACACAGUGCCCCCUGGCACUGCACAGGUCAUGGCAGCCUGCACUGUCUGCCAGGGGAGAGCGCCCCCUGCUGAGCCCCUGCCCUGCUCCCUGCAGCACAGCGCCCCCAAAGGAAUACACAGAAUAUUGUUGGGGGUCACUCAACCUGGCUGAGUGUGAGAAAUCAGAGUGUAUAUCAGCUCAUGAGGCAGGACCUGGUGUAAAAUGGAGCCCAGAUAGUUGAUGACCCUUCAUUGCUCCUUGUGUUUGUGUCUUCCAGGUUCUGCAAGAGGCCCCCAGGCAGAGCCCACAAGGACUGUAGGACAAAAGUGAAAUUCUCUGACACCCUCCAUCACUGAGACACUUCAUUGAUUUGUCUGAAUGUUAAUGAUGGAGAGUUCUCUCUGUUCCUCCCAUGUGUUCUUUUGAGGCAGCCAGCAGGGGGAUCUGGGAACCAGGACUCCUGGGUUCUAUUCAUGGCUCUGGGAGAGGUGUGGGGUUUAGUGGAUAGAGCAGGGGAGACUGGGCAUCAGGAUGUAUGGGUUCUACUCCGAGCUCUGGGAGGGAAGUGGGCUCUAGUGGGUUGGAGAUGGAAAUCAACCCACUGCUCUGUUUUCCAUUAAACUUUUCAGCCCAA